This is a messenger RNA of Aureobasidium melanogenum CBS 110374, 450 nucleotides long. RefSeq lists its product as uncharacterized. Bases 1 to 450 code for a protein of 149 amino acids. The record is from RefSeq and is a predicted model, not a curated record. Lineage: Eukaryota; Fungi; Ascomycota; Dothideomycetes; Dothideales; Saccotheciaceae. The transcript is spliced from 2 exons.
AUGUCGACCAGCACGACCAACCGCCCCAUCGCAACCGCAAAACCACGACUCUCCUCCGGCGCAAAGUCACCUCCAGCAACCACCGCACCAAAAGCCCAAGACCUCCCCUACGAAGAGCUCGAGAUCCGCAAUCGCGCCGCACGCAUACUAGAAAAUGAGGAAAUGCUGCUGUUGCUGAGCAGACAAAGACACGAGUCUGUUCUCCAGACCCGGAUAUACUGCGAAGCCAGAGCGGCCGGGCUAAAAGACGAAACGCUGAAGUUCGACUGUACCAUGGAUGUGAGCGAAGAGAGGGAUCCCAACAAGUCUGGUACGAAGAGUCCGGCGACGAAAGGCACUGCGCGUGUGGUCUCUGGUUCGAGCAAGAAUGCUGGGUCGCCGUUGAAUAGCAAGAGAGAUAAGGAUCGUGGACGAGAUGGAGGAAGAAGAAGUAUUGGGUCUGCCAGAUGA